AUGUCGUCGAUAUGGAAUAUUGCAACAUCCUUUCUUGGUCCUGGCCAGCAGCCUCUGCGAGGCAUGUCAACCUUUCCCGCCCAGCAACAACCCCAGACACGAACUCCCAAUCCUUCAUUAACCUCAACACGACUUCCAAAUGGUAAAAUUGGAACUGGUGCUAACUGGGGAUUUGGUCUGGCAAUGGGAGGUGCUCCUGGGCUACAAAGUAGCCAGCAAAGGACAGUGAAUACAAUGAAUAGCUUUGCACAAAGUAUAGGUGCUUCACAAACAGCAACACCCCUAGACCUCUCCGAAUUCCCCUCUCUCUCAAGUGUUCCUCAUCAACCUCAACCUCCCGUUUCUGGACAAGCUACGUGGGCCAACGCAAGCCAGCGAGCAACUCAGCAAAGUGCCCUCCAGAGGCAAACGCAAACACCUUCAACGUCUCAACCGCCGUCCCGGGUUUCGCAACUCCAAGCGCAAUCGCAAGCUCAGGCACAUACACAACAACAGCAGCAGCAGCAGCAGCAGCAGCAAUCACAUGCUUCUCACGAAGAUCUCUUUCCCUCCGCAACGCAAUUUGUAACGCAAAUGGAUGAUUUCAGGAAUGGAGGUCAAGGCAUAAGUGGUCAGCUUUCAGGAGGAAACCAACCUCAAACAGGAAAUGUUGACGAGUUCCCACCAUUAGGGAGAAACGCGCCAGCGGACAUUGGCCAGGAAAGACGCACCAGCUUUCUUCAAUCCGGAGCGUUUAGCAGCUACGGAGCCGGAAUGACGUUUCCUAAUCUCGCUCAAAACCAUUCGGCUCAGGGGCGUACUCUUCUCGGAAAUAUGGUAAAUGGACAGCAAGACAGCAGAAUCGUGUCUCCAGGGGCAAGCGGGUCAGGUGUUAUUUCGACAUCUAGAUCCUCGAUGGGUCAGACUCAGAAUGGCGCACUUUCCCAGGAAAAAGAGGCAAGGACCAUCUUUACUGAUCCCGGGUCCGAGUCUCUGCAACGGACUAUUCGACCUGAAACAUACUCUGAGCAACAAGGUCAGGGCAUCAUACAGCCUCCAGCUCAAAACUGCCAGCAACAAACUGGGAAUUUUGGGACUGAGGGUCAAGAACAAUCUCCAGAGUUGGCCGCACUCAUGCGGAUGACUCCCCAAGCUAGGUUCGGGCUCCAAGGCCUUCUUAGUCUGAUAAAUAGCGAUAAUCCCGAUGUCAAUGCCCUUGCAGUCGGUCAAGAUUUGACGGAGCUUGAACCAGACCUAAAUCACCCAGAGCCUCUGCACCCGAACUUUGCCUCCCCAUUCGUUGCGAUAAGGGCGUCAGCGCCACUCCAGGUUGAUUACACUUUGCCAUCUUGCUACAACGUUGCAAAUGUCCAACCACUGCAGUCGCGUAUCCCUAGUUUCAGUGACGAAACUCUUUUCUACAUAUUCUACAGCAUGCCGCGAGAUAUCAUGCAGGAACUUGUAGCGGAAGAGCUCAUGAGUCGCAAAUGGAGAUAUCACAAGGUCGAGCGUGCAUGGUUGACUAGAGAUGACGCGUUUCCAAGUCCGGUUGAACUGGAACGAGGGCUUAGUGAGCGUGGCUUCUACCUAUGGUGGGAUCCUUCUACCUGGAAGAAAGUCAGGCGCGAAUUCGUUCUCCGAUACGCAGAUUUGGACAACCAUCUCGAACGACGGGGGUUCGUUCAAAACGUUGCUUUCCCCCCAAAUGCUUGA
Messenger RNA from Paracoccidioides lutzii Pb01, 1692 nucleotides. Its product is annotated as general negative regulator of transcription subunit 2. The transcript has 8 exons. Gene Ontology annotation, cellular component: CCR4-NOT core complex; P-body. Gene Ontology annotation, biological process: nuclear-transcribed mRNA poly(A) tail shortening; regulation of DNA-templated transcription. Bases 1 to 1692 code for a protein of 563 amino acids. The record is from RefSeq and is a predicted model, not a curated record.